AUGGCAUUCUCUCGGUUCAACAAGAAAGCAUCCUCCACUGUCUCCAGCAGCCAGCCCCUGCCACUGGUCAUCGCCAACCUGACCCUGCGCUUUCUGCAAUUCAUUUUUGCCGUCGCAGUCCUUGGUCUCUACGGCACCGAACUCAGCGACGCUCGCAAAAACCACACUGGUGACUACUCUAAAUGGUCGUACGCAGAAGUCGUAGGCGUACUCUCGGCCGUCACAUGCUUGGUGUACGUGUUGCCCAAGGUGAAGAGCUGGUGGGCGUUCGGCUGGGAUCUGGUUCUAUUUAUACUAUGGGUGGCUGUCUUUGGGGUCUUUGGAAAAAUCUACAUUCAUGCAAAGCCUGUGAAUGGAGGUGUCAAGAGGAUGAAGAACGCUGUGUGGGUUGACUUGGUUAACAUGCUUCUUUGGCUGGUCACUGCAGUAGUCUCGGUAGACGGAGGUAAUCACACAAUACAUAUAAUAACCAGUGUCACUCGCGACACUACGUUUCAAGUCAAUACUGAUCUUACCAUUACCGUUGACAAUGCGCCAACCAAUCUCGAUUUUCUUACAACGUAUUUUGAUAGAAGUACUGCUAUCGAGACUAUGAACGGUGCGGGUAGCUUUACACUAAUGAUCGUCGCCUCUGAAUUGUCUCCAAAGCGCCGUCGACAAGCCGGGGCUUUCGUGAGCUACGCGGGCAGAGCAACUUCUUCCUGCACACAAGCAAGCACACUCACGUUGGCCAACAACCAGCUUUGGGUGACAUAUUCCAACGGAACUGUAGCACAAUUCUCCGCGACCACAGGCGAUACAUAUGACUAUUUCGCACCGAGUUCAACGCCUGGAGACAUUACCACCACGUUUUCUUUGAGUAAUACUGGUACUCUGCUAUGGACGAGCUCCAAGUUCUUUAAUGGAAAUGCCCUUUUCUGCGUGCUCCCCUCUGGCGUAAUCGUUGCAGUCUUUCAGCAAGGAGCACAGCCUCUAUCCUGCGUUUUCAUAGAUCUCACCGUCGCAGAACUUACCUCUUGCGUUGCUCCUUCAACUGGAAGUGCGGUCACCGCUGUGCUCGGUGGCCCAGGCCCAUUAGGGCCAAGUGGUCCACAAGGCAGCGUGGGAGCUAGUGGCGCCCAGGGAAUUCAAGGAAGCGUUGGGCCACCUGGACCUAGUGGUGCACAGGGGAUUCAAGGUGGCACUGGGGCGACAGGACCUCAAGGAGCUCAGGGAGUUCAAGGAAUCCAAGGAAGUGUAGGAUCGAUGGGAGUUCAGGGAGUUCAAGGCAGCGUUGGCCCAACAGGACCUCAAGGAGCUCAGGGAAUUCAGGGAAUUCAAGGGAGUGUAGGGCCGACUGGAGCUCAGGGAGUUCAAGGCAGCGUUGGCCCAACAGGACCACAAGGAGCUCAGGGAAUACAGGGAACUCAAGGCAGCGUUGGGCCGACGGGACCUCAAGGAGCUCAAGGAAUUCAGGGAAUUCAAGGGAGUGUAGGGCCGACUGGAGCUCAGGGAGUUCAAGGCAGCGCAGGGCCAACAGGACCACAAGGAGCUCAGGGAAUACAGGGAACUCAAGGCAGCCUUGGGCCCACGGGACCUCAAGGAGCUCAGGGAAGUGUAGGGCCGACUGGAGCUCAGGGAACCCAGGGAAUCCAAGGCAGCGCUGGACCGACUGGACCCCAGGGACUUCAAGGCAGCACUGGACCGAUUGGAUCCCAGGGGGUUCAAGGCAGCGCUGGGCCGACUGGACCCCAAGGAAUUCAGGGCAGCGCUGGACCGACUGGACUCCAGGGAAUCCAGGGCAGUAUUGGACCGGCUGGGGCUCAGGGAAUCCAGGGAAGUGUCGGGCCUACUGGUCCGCAAGGAGUUCAAGGAAAUUUAGGCCCUAGCGGACCUCGGGGAAGUACUGGCCCAAGCGGAGCCCAGGGAAUACAGGGUAGUGUAGGGCCUAGUGGAGCCCAAGGAUUGACAGGCCCUUCAGGUGCACCCGGCAUUGCAUAUGCGUACUGUAAGUCCUUCCAGAAUCCCAGAAGCGCGGGCAUGCACCCUAUCACACGCUUUCGCCAGAAAGGCAAGGUGCUGGAAACAUUGGCCACCGAAACAAUAAAAGUCCUCAAGAUUUUGACAAGAGCGGCAUCAACAACGGGGUUCUUGCGUUGUCUGACGCUUUUCUUGGAGCAUUCUGAUCAUUAG
Molecule: messenger RNA, 2172 nt
Organism: Letharia lupina
Lineage: Eukaryota; Fungi; Ascomycota; Lecanoromycetes; Lecanorales; Parmeliaceae
Exons: 7
Coding region: 1-2172 (723 amino acids)
Cellular component (GO): membrane
Source: RefSeq, a predicted model, not a curated record